AUGGGUUGGUGGGAAAUAUUGAGCGAGCCAGAUAAUUCCGAGAAGGAAGCUUUCGACGUCGUUUUGGUCCAUGGUCUUUGUCGAAACGCAAAAGCAACAUGGGAGUCCAUCGAUCCGUUCCAUUAUGGAUAUGCCAAGUGGUUCAGUGAGCGGGUUAGCCAAUCUCGGGUUUUGCAAUAUAAUUAUCAUCCACUAGACAACGAUUCCAACACUUUAUGUCUGAACGGAAUACGACGAGAAGCCUUGAAAUUGCUCGACGCACUUCGAUCACUACCUUCUGGUAAAGGCAAUCGAGGUCCUCUGGUGUUUAUUGGCCAUGACAUCGGUGCGAUUAUCAUUAAAGAGGUCGGAAAUACUGCCUUAUAA
Messenger RNA from Penicillium macrosclerotiorum, 366 nucleotides. RefSeq lists its product as uncharacterized. The transcript has 2 exons. NCBI's taxonomy places the organism in Eukaryota, Fungi, Ascomycota, Eurotiomycetes, Eurotiales, Aspergillaceae. The coding region runs from base 1 to 366 and encodes 121 amino acids. The record is from RefSeq and is a predicted model, not a curated record.